GAGGCACAUCGGUUGCUCUCGCCGAGUCUCUUGCAUCAUUGCCAAGAUGGCGGCGGUGGCCUGUAGGGGUGUUCGUGCCGUGCUUUUGAAGGCCCCCGGCACGACGAUAACAGCACCGACCGCCAAGUUUUCAACCCUGAGGCAAAUGGCGGCCACCAGGAAGGCUGUACUGGCAGCUCUGGGCGUCCUGGGCGGGGGUGCAGCGGGUGUGGCCUACGCCCUCAACGAGUCAGUGAAGGCGUCUGACCUUACUCUCCACACCACCACCUUCCCCUGGGCCCACAAUGGCAUCUUCUCCUCCCUGGACCAUGCCUCCAUCCGCCGUGGUUAUGAGGUGUAUAAGAACGUGUGCGCUGCCUGUCAUUCCAUGAAGUACAUCGCCUUCCGUAACCUGAUCGGCGUCUCCCACACUGAGGCCGAGGCUAAGGAGGAGGCGAUGGGUGUGCAGAUCACCGAUGGGCCAGAUGAUGAAGGCAACAUGUUCCAAAGGCCCGGCAAGCUCUCUGACUACUUCCCGAGCCCUUACACCAAUGACGAAGCUGCCCGCUCUGCUAAUAAUGGUGCCCUGCCGCCUGACCUCUCUUACAUCACUUCUGCUCGCCACGGAGGGGAGAACUACAUCUUCUCACUGCUGACCGGCUACUGCGACCCCCCUGCCGGUGUUUCUGUGAGGGAGGGACUCUACUACAACCCCUAUUUCCCGGGUGGUGCUAUUGGCAUGGCCCAGGCACUCUACAAUGAGGUCAUGGAGUACAGCGACGGCACGCCAGCCACCGCCUCACAGAUGGCCAAGGAUGUGUCAGUGUUCCUCAAGUGGGCCUCUGAGCCGGAGCACGACGACCGCAAGAGGAUGGCCCUGAAGGUGCUCAUGAUGUUCACGAUGCUAUUUACUGUCUCCUACUACAUCAAGCGACACAAGUGGUCCGUACUCAAGAGCAGGAAGAUCGCAUACAAGCCUCCUCAAUAGUAACCAACACAUCACACACUAGGAACCCUUUUACCAGCCUCGUUGUUGCCUCUUAGGAGCCUGUUCACCAUCCUUACAAUGGCCACCAGGAAUAUUCUCACCACCCGUGUUGCAAUAGAUAAGUUGUGUUGACAUGCCCAUCCUUGGUAUUGGGCGCUACUCUGUAUUGUCCAGAACCAUCAUCAGUAACAACAGAAUAACAUAAAUUAGUCUGCCAAGUGUGAUGUGAUGGGGAUGCAUUACAUAAUCAUUGCAACUUGACUCAUAAUGUUCACCACUGCCACUCUCGCUGUUGAGAAAGAAUGUUGAUGACACCUUAAGCUCAUUAAGAGGAGGCAUAGCUACUCAAGUCUUUGUUUCUUCUUGUUUUAAGAAUUGGUAUGGGAGCUAAAAUUGUCCGUGUGUUUUAAGAAUACUUGGUGUGUAAGCUGGAUUUAUUUUACAUAUAAACUCUUCAGUAAAGAAGUUAUGUGGUGUACAAAUCAUUGUACAUAGUGAUAUUUAUUUGGCAGUCACUAAGAAGACUAGUAUAUUGCCAAAACUUGUACAUUACCAGAAAUUAAAGUAUUGAAAUACA
Messenger RNA from Eriocheir sinensis (Chinese mitten crab), 1544 nucleotides. Its product is annotated as cytochrome c1, heme protein, mitochondrial-like. Gene Ontology annotation, biological process: mitochondrial electron transport, ubiquinol to cytochrome c. The transcript has 7 exons. Bases 47 to 967 code for a protein of 306 amino acids. Lineage: Eukaryota; Metazoa; Arthropoda; Malacostraca; Decapoda; Varunidae. The record is from RefSeq and is a predicted model, not a curated record. Gene Ontology annotation, molecular function: electron transfer activity; heme binding.